Chaetomium globosum CBS 148.51 is the source of this 3759-nucleotide messenger RNA. RefSeq lists its product as uncharacterized. Bases 1 to 3759 code for a protein of 1252 amino acids. NCBI's taxonomy places the organism in Eukaryota, Fungi, Ascomycota, Sordariomycetes, Sordariales, Chaetomiaceae. Gene Ontology annotation, molecular function: NAD+ poly-ADP-ribosyltransferase activity. The record is from RefSeq and is a predicted model, not a curated record. The transcript has a single exon.
AUGAGUUUUACGAAAUUCAAGACUCAUGUCUCCACGGUCGCCCAAAAAGCUGCCAGUGGCGGCAUUCCGGGUGUGCGCUCCGUGGAAAGCGGAGAUUCCGACGGCGAGGUAGUCAUAAUUUACCAUCACACAAGCCUAGCGAGGGAUGUGCGCAUCCAGGCUCUAGCCCAAGAUGUCAGCGAAUAUCCCGACGGAAACAUGUUCAUGCUUUGGACCAAUGACGCCGACCCACCACCAACACCAGUUGUUACUGCCGUCCAGGGUAUUCAAGACUACCUUAUUGGCAUGUCGGUCUACGAAAUGGUAACAGGGUUGGCGAGUCGUCUCGACCAAGAGAUCGGCCGUGCCUUGGAUGGCCGACUAGAGGACCCGAACGACGCCGACGAAGAGGAGGAGGCCGACGACUACGAUGCCGCAUGUGACACAGAAUAUCCCUCCGACGAGGACGAAUUUGGUUUACCAUCUAUACAUCCGCAGCCCUCUCAACAUAGCAACUACCGAAUGGAAAAACAAGGGCCGUUGCUUCAGCGCAUCCGGCGGGACCUCCGCCAGGUAAAGGCUGCAGGUUACAAAGUGGGCUUCCUCGACACCUUCGGUAAGACCUCCGUUACCGGACAUGUUGCAAUCUCCAUACGAGCCGACAAGCUGGCUCUGUCCAACGAGGUUUUGGAGGCGUGGGAUGUCAAGUCCACCGAAUACAUUGUCCUCGUCAUGCGCUUCGAAGACCCCUACAGUCCGUUAGACAAGGUUAUCGACCAACCCGCACUCCGGACCCGGGUGACAUUUCGCAUCGGAAAGUGCACAACGUACAAACCGUCCAUCACUGAAGCUCUGCGAUUCUUUUCCGAGUCUAAUCGCCCACUGGCCACCGACGGCGACCCCAGCCCAGACGGCACGGAGCGGGGAGAUGACGACGCUACCUUUGAGAAGCUCCUCAUCUCUAACUCGCUGGACUCAUUCUUAUGCGAAAGUUUUGUGUCCCUCGUCAAGAUCCGCCAGUCUCACAAUCUCAGUUGGGAGAGCGCCAAUGAGUUCCUACUGUCGAAAAUCGGGCUUGUCUCGGAAGCCUACCGGCCCCCCGAGCCCUCUGUCUGUAACGGCGACGUCAACACAUUUCUCACCUCGGACCAUCUUAUGGGGGAUGACUCCAAUAGCAAGCGCAGUUUCCCCCUCGUCGCCAUGCAGUUUGCCAUGCACUACUUUGUCAAAUGUACCGAAUACUGCCUACGGUGCCACUGCCGACUCGAGAAGGGCUUCGAGGCUUUGCGUCCGUACGUCUGUUCUGACCCGCUGUGCUUAUUUCAGUACAUGGCCAUGGGCUUCGGUCCGUCUAUAGAGCGCGAGAUUCUCACAGAGCCUUAUGUUGUCGACCUGCUCGUCAGCCUGUGCUACUCGGCCAUCCAACCAGGGAUUACACGUCCUUUCAUCGGUGGUGCGAACCCCGAGGGUAGGCUCCCUAUCCGAUCUCUCCCAAUCGGGUUGCGCUUCAAGGUUCCGGAUCUGGCCAACCCUACUGUCAAGCCGUUGAAGGUGGCGGUGGUGCCGGGUCACGCAUGCCUCGUCUUCGAGAAUAUGGAAGCUAGCGACUUUGGUAAUCAUCUGGCGCCGGCCCAGUGGCUCGCCUUCCGAAAACCCGGUCACCACCUUACACAGCACGCGCGUGUACGGGAGGUAAAUAGCGCCACCAAAACGGCUUUCAUCGACGUGAUGGGUGAGUCUUCCGCCUCCUGGUCCGUGGUCGGGGCCGAGCCUUUCUGGAAUCCAUCAUCACCGUCCUCCGGGUCUCCGUUGGAGACUGACAGCGCCGAUGUAUAUCUCUAUGAUACCGAUUUCGACUCCCUGGACGACGCCAACAAGGCAAAAUCAAUGCGACACGUUCUUGAUACCCUCCCGCCCAUCCUCGAGAUUGAGGAGUGGCUGGCCAGCCAUCCACAUAGCACCCUCCGCUCUAUGGAGCGCAUCUCCCCGGCCGCCGUAUCACUCCUUCAAUGGAUCGUAUCAUCGAACCGCUCUUGCAUCUUUCAGGUCGACCGCUCGCGGGCCAUCGCUCAGCGGCGUCAGGCGGUACCAGACCCCCAAGCCCCUGGCUCUCAAACCCCCGACCCUAAAACCCCGGUCACCAAUCCUCGAGAUGACGGAGGAGUAGCUGGUAGGGGCACCAACCGGGAACACGAACGCAUCUUGGGGAUGGAAGGAUGGGUCCAGUUCCGUUUCGCCCAGGGCUCGCCAGACAAGGAGCUACGGUUUAACAGAGCGCUCCAAGAAGUUGCUGCACGCAAAGACAUCGACAAAAGCCCGACGAUAUUUGCCUGGCAUGGGAGCAACCUCUCCAAUUGGCACAGCAUCGUGCGGACCGGUCUCGACUUCCAAGACAUAAGCUGCGGGCGCGCCUAUGGGAAUGGUGUCUACUUCAGCAGGUCCCACGAAACGAGCGUGACCUAUUCAAGUGCGGCCCAAUCGUGGCCGAAUUCAGACCUCAACAUCGGCUUCUGCCUGAGUUUGAACGAGAUCAUCAACGCGCCUGAUGAGUUCGUCUCCCAAACGCCGCAUUAUGUGGUAUCCCAGCCAGACUGGCACCAGUGUCGUUAUUUGUUUGUUCGGGCUGUUGGUGGGAAAACGCAGCCGCUGGUUCGAAGCCAAUCGAAAAUGGAUGCAGAGCAGAAAGCCCUGAUUCGAGAAGGCAAGCCGGCGAAGCAACGGGUUUACUACCCACAAGCUGAAGGGCGUGAGGUCAUGGGCCAGGGCGGCCAGUUUUUACAGAUACCCCUUUCGGCUAUCCCUAUCCGAACCGUUGGGCCACCAUCCGCCGCGCUGUCUGGUACUGUAAAGCGGACAGUGCAGCUGCUCGAAGACAGCGGAGACGAAGACGCCCAAGAUGUGGCUUAUUUGUUCUCGGACGACGAGUCCGACGAACCUACCGGCCCGCCAAAUAAAAAAACGGCAUCGCGCGCCUCUAGCAUAGACGUCGCAGCCACCCAAAACAGGUACGAGGAAAGCCCGAUUCCUGGGCUCCUUGACAAGAUACUGACAAAGUUCCGCAGCAUCGGCCGCGGUCCCCCGACUCCGGCCAGCAUCAACAUCGACCGAACCCUCACCGACUUCGAGCCAGGCGCCCUCGACCUCUCGACCCUUCCACGCCUCGAGCCGCCCUCCUUCGCAACCGACGCAGCCACACGAACCCUCAGCCGCGAGCUGAUGCGCAUGCAGGCCGUCCAGUCCAGCACGCCGCUGCACGACCUCGGGUGGUACAUCGACUUCGACAACAUCAGCAACAUGUUCCAGUGGAUCGUCCAGCUGCACAGCUUCGACCCCUCCCUCCCGCUCGCCGCGGACCUCAAACAAGCCGGCCUGACGUCGGUGGUGCUCGAGCUGCGCUUCGGGGCCGACUUCCCCUUCUCCCCGCCCUUCGUCCGCGUCGUGCGGCCCCGCUUCCUGCCCUUUUUGGAGGGCGGCGGCGGGCACGUCACCGCGGGCGGCGCCCUGUGCAUGGAGCUGCUCACCAGCUCCGGCUGGUCGCCCGCCAACAGCCUGGAGAGCGUCCUGCUGCAGGUGCGCAUGGCCAUGGCCACGCUCGAGCCCCGCCCGGCGAGGCUCGAUCGGAAAUAUCUUCCCACGGCUGCUGCUGAUAGUGCAAGAAAGGGGAAGGCGAGGGUGAAUGAUUAUGGGAUUGGCGAGGCGGUGGAUGCGUUUGUGCGGGCGGCGAAUUCCCAUGGCUGGGCGAUUCCGGAGGGGUUGAGGGUUACGGCUAUGGGUGUUUAA